Molecule: messenger RNA, 2104 nt
Organism: Empidonax traillii (willow flycatcher)
Lineage: Eukaryota; Metazoa; Chordata; Aves; Passeriformes; Tyrannidae
Product: dimethylaniline monooxygenase [N-oxide-forming] 4-like
Exons: 9
Coding region: 416-2056 (546 amino acids)
Molecular function (GO): NADP binding; N,N-dimethylaniline monooxygenase activity; flavin adenine dinucleotide binding
Source: RefSeq, a predicted model, not a curated record
GUUUUGCUGAUUUCCUGGGCGUGCCAAGUGAACGCCUGCCAGGCACAGGCAUUGCAGAAGGGGAUGGAUCAGGACAACCCCAGGCUGCUGCCGGGACUGGGCCAGUGGCCAGCGGCAGUGUGGGAGUCCUUGCAAGCACGUUCCCUUUGGGACUGUAGUCUGGAUUUCCACCCAGCACCGCCGCGGGGAUGCGGAGACCUUUCUUCCACUGCUUUUAAGCACACGGGGUGGGGCAGUGCAGGUGUAAAGGUCAGUGGUGCAAGAGCCGUGGCGACCUGCCUGGACUUCAGCCUUCCCUUCAAAUCCGCGGCAGGAGAAACUUGAAGCAAAGUUCGGCCGAAGCCUGGGCAGCGAAGGCGCGGCACUGUCCUGCAAGCUGCUCGCCCACGGCCCUGUUCCCGGCCGCAGGACAGCGAUGGUGCGGCGUGUGGCCGUCAUCGGCGCCGGGGCCGCUGGCUUGGCCUCUGUCAAGUGCUGCCUGGAGGAGGGGCUGGAGCCCACCUGCUUCGAGAGGAGCGAGGACAUCGGAGGGGUCUGGCGGUACACGGACUCCACGGAUGGUACGAGAGUCAGCGUGUACCGCUCUGUCAUUACCAACACCUCUAAGGAGAUGUCCUGCUUCAGUGACUUCCCCUUCCCGGAGGAUUUUCCCAAUUACCUACCCCACAGCCUCCUGCUGGAGUACUUUCGGAUGUACGCUCGUCACUUUGACCUCCUGAGGCACAUACGCUUCAAGACAACAGUUCUCAGCGUGAGAAAGCGCCCAGACUUUGCCACCUCUGGCCAGUGGGAGGUGGUCACGGAGACCGACGGUGUCCGUGAGUCCCACGUCUUCGAUGCCGUCAUGGUUUGCACCGGCCAUUACCAGGGGCCUUACUUACCACUGGAUUCUUUCCCAGGCAUUGACACUCGCUUCAAAGGCCAGUACCUCCACAGCCAGGAAUACAAAGAUGUGGAGGCUUUCCGGGGAAAGCGGGUCCUGGUGGUCGGCAUCGGCAACACCGGCGGUGACGUCUCCGUGGAGCUGAGCCACGUGGCUGCCAAGGUGUUCCUCAGUGCCAGGAGCAACACGUGGGUGAUCAGCCGGAUCUCGAAGCACGGCCUCCCCUUCGACAUGAUCAGCACCACCCGCUUCAACCACUUUCUCGACUGGCUGCUCCCGUCAGCCCUAACAAGGAGGAUCCGGUUUCGGAAGUUAAAUUCAUGGUUUAACCACGCAAACUAUGGGUUGGCUUCCACCAAAAGCUCCAAAUUUAAGAUGAUUAUCAAUGAAGAGCUGCCUUUCUGCCUCCUCUCCGGGACUGUUGUGUUGAAGCCAAGCGUGAAGGAGUUCACGGAAAGCUCCGUUGUUUUUGAAGACGGGACAGCAGAAGAAAACAUUGACGUGGUGCUCUUUGCCACGGGCUACAUCUUUCCAUUUUCCUUCCUCGAAGAGUCAGUUCGCAGCCGCAUUGACGAUAACAGGUCCCUCUAUAAAUGCAUCUUCCCUCCCCAGCUGGAAAAGCCGACGCUGGCCAUCAUCGGCUUGGUCCAGCUGACCGGCUCAAUCAUGGUGGGAUCAGAAAUGCAGGCUCGCUGGGUGACGGGGAUCUUUGCAGGCCGGAACAAGCUCCCUCCUGCCAGCAGGAUGAUGGCUGAUGUUUUGAAGAAGAAGCCUCCGGUCAAAAGGAAUCAAUCCGAGAGGGAGAACCUGAAGAUGAGUUUUAUCGGCUACACGAAUGAAAUCGCUGCCUGUGCCGGGGUGAAGCCCAGCGUGCUGAGGCUGCUCCUGACAGACCCCCAGCUGGCCCUGGCCAUCUUCUUCGGGCCCUGCACGCCCUACCAGUACCGGCUGGUGGGGCGGGGGGCGUGGAACGGGGCCAGGGAUGCCAUCCUGACGCAGUGGCAGCGCACGCUGCAGCCCUUGAGGACCCGCGUGGUGGAUGAAGAUUCUGACCGCUCGUCCAGCUGGUGCUGGAUGUGCCUCCUGGCCCUGCCAGUGGCUCUCACAGCAGGUUGGCUCCUUUCUAAACGCCCCCAGAUGGGCUGUAGGCCCUGGGCAGGUCCCUGGCUGUAGGAGAAACCUGGUGAGCCCCAUUCCCCAAGGACUGGAGCGAAGCUGUGU